This is a messenger RNA of Porites lobata, 3441 nucleotides long. The record is from the annotation of a GenBank genome assembly. NCBI's taxonomy places the organism in Eukaryota, Metazoa, Cnidaria, Anthozoa, Scleractinia, Poritidae.
AUGGGACAUCUUAAAGAAUCGGUUUCUCCAAAGACACUCCACUGGCUCAGCUAUGUGGCAAGUGUAUUGUGGAUUGUGCUUGGAGUUAUCUUUUUUGGAAUCUUUGCAGCCAUGGAAAGCAACGAGUCAAGAUUUGAUUUUCGCUGUGGUUCAAAUAAAGACAAGGAACUUAUUCGAGGAAAGUGCUACGAACAGUAUGAAAAACAGUACCACAAAAUGCCUGUUUAUUGGUUCGUUAUCAUUAACUUCUUCGUUACUUCAAGUGUUGCAGUAAUUUACUCACAAGUGGUAAAUUCGAGAGUUAAUGAACUUGAAGCCCAUAUAAAGGAUGAAGAACAGCAAGCUGAACGGAGGAUCAGGAACCCAACCCAGAAAAAGCUUUUCACAGCGUACUGUUUUCAGCUUGCCGCCAGAUUUCUUCUUGGGAUUUUUUUCGUCGUUAUACAGGCCAAUUUACUUUAUCCUCAUAACUUUCCCUCGAACUUUCACUGUAAUUUAAAAGACAACUCUACAAACAUCACGACUUCCAAAGUAAAACGGACUCAAACUUCAUACGAAUGUCAUAAUCAGCGAGCUGCUAAGAAAACCUUCGGCUGUCACUUCUUGAUCGGAGUAACUGGGUUUUUUGCGUUACUUGCGUUUGUCGAGGCUACCUUUAUCUUGUUUAAGUUUGUACGAUCAAUAAGAAGAGAAGAAAGGUUCAUGGAGGACCCGCAAUUUUAUAAAUAUUAUCUGAAAUCGAAUUCAAAUGCUUCUCUUUUAGAACCGGAACGACAAAUCUUAUAUCGAACCAUCAACCAUCAACAUCAACAUCAACAUCAACCAGCAACAUCAACUGCCGCAUAUAUUGAACGUAUGAAGACGUAUGUCCAAACAGUCACCGAUCGACCUUUAAGUGAUCUUAAAUCACCUUUCCAUCGUAAUCCUGGUGAAGGCUUCGGAACAGAUAUAACGCUUGAUCAAAUCUACACCAAUUUGAAUAUUCAUGAAGGCAGGGUCGAUUCAGAGCACUUGGCUGGAGACAGAGACACGCUGCUGAAAAAUUAUCCCCGCACAACUGCAAACUUACGACCAAGGCCAGCAGAUAUUUUUGACGCUAAAAAACUGAACAUUCUUCUUGUUGGUCAUCCCGGAACUGGAAAAACUAUGUUCUGUACAAAGAUUCUUCGCGACUGGGCCUCCGAUAAAUUAUUCUUUGAAGGACAAAAGAAACAACUGGAUUUCCAAGUCGCUUUUCUCGUUAAGCUGAGGAUGUUAAACUGCCUAGCUGAUCAAGAACUCAAUCUUCGAGAACUGCUGGAUCAUUCAGAGUAUUCAGCAGCCCUAUCCGAUGAGAAUGAAGUCUGGGACUACAUUCGUCAAAAUCCAAGUAAAGUUCUUGUGAUUUUUGAUGGAUUUGAUGAAUAUUCUGGUAGAACUGAAAUUGAUAACGAUGACAUUUUGUACAGAAACUCGCGGGAAGAAGACAGAAUGCCUCUUCAUUCUCUGCUCAAGAACAUAUUAUCUGGGAAAAUUCUCGCUGGUGCCACAGUGUUAACGACCACAAGACCCAACGCCCUGUCAUGUUUUGGAAGUCUUUGCUUUCACAGAACAGUUGAAAUUUUGGGAUUUACAACUGAUCAAGUGGAAGAGUAUGUGCAAAAGUUCACAAAUGGCGGAGACAAAGCAGAAACCAUGAAGGAACACAUCAGAAGUAACCUUAUCCUCCGAUCUUUCUGUUACAUUCCCGUGAAUUGUUUCAUCAUUUGCUCGUGCUUGCUGAAGUUGCUCGUUGACAACUCUGCUGACCACCUUGGCUGCCUCCCCACAAAGCUAACAGAAAUAUACUCCGUUGCCAUCAAGAUCUUUUACUUUUGUUAUGACGAUGACCGAUUCCGACACUCAAAACACAAAGGUAGAGACUUUUACCUUAAACCAUUUAAGGAAUUGCCUGAAGCUGUGACCAGGGUGUUUAGCAGGUUAGGAGAAAUUGCUUUUAAUGGAAUUCGACGAGGAAGACUUGUUUUUGAAUCACAGGAAGUCAACGACGUAGAGAAGAAUGGCUUGUUCCAGCGUUUACCUGAUACUAGUAGUGGUUUUAAAGAGGGAAAAGAACAAUACUGUUUUCUCCAUCUCACUGUGCAGGAGUUUUUUGCAGCGAAGCAUUUAGUGGACACCAUGAGUCACGAAGAACUGAAGACAUUUGUUUCAGAUCACAUUAAGGAAGGAUCGUGGAAAGUUGUGAUGCAGUUUGUGGCUGGACUGCUGGAACAAGAGAAACGGGCAACUGAUAUUUUCAGCGGCCUUCUUCCCUUAUCAUCUGUUACCAGAGAAGCUACAAGUUAUGAAUUCAGGAGAGAUGAGUUAGAGGCACUACCUGAAACAGUGACCUGUUGGCCAGCUAAGGAAGACAAAAACCUAGUGGUGACUUUAUUCAACUGCAUGUAUGAGAACAAUUCAUCCAGUUUAGAAGUUCAAACGAGACUGGCCCAAAUUGAUUGCAAUGCGCUAGAUUUUAGAAAUGUUAGAUUGUCACCUCUUGAUUGUUUAACAUUAGUGCAUGCACUUCAAUCUAGUGGUGAAAAAAUUGUGUAUUUCAAUUCAGCGUAUAGCAAUAUUGCUGACCUGGGUUGUAUAGAAAUUUCCAAAUUAUUUGGUGGCAAAGAUCACAAUCAGGGCUUUUGUAACCUACAAUUCUUAAACCUCAGUAAUAGCAGAAUUACGGAUAAGGGUGUAGAAUACUUGACUACAGCACUCAUAAACAAUAAUUGCAAACUAAACAACUUAGACCUCGCAAUGAACAAGAUAACUGAUAAAGGGGUAGAACACUUGACUAAAGCACUCAUAAACACUAAUUGCAAACUAAAUAGCUUAGGCCUCGAAGGGAACCAGAUAAGUGAUAAAGGGGCGGAACACUUAGCCACAGCACUCAUAAACACUAAUUGCAAACUAAAUAGCUUAGGCCUCGUAGGGAAUAAGAUAACUGAUAAAGGGGUAGAACACUUGACUAAAGCCCUCAUAAACACUAAUUGCAAACUAAAUAGCUUAGGCCUCGGUAUUUUUGGCCGAAGAACCGAUAAAGGUGUAAAAUACUUGACUACAGCACUGACACAUACCAAUUGCAAACUAAACAGCUUAAGACUCCGUAGUACUCAGGCAACCGAUCAAUUUAUAGAACAUUUGGCUACUGCACUUAUAAACAAUAAUUGCAAACUAAACCUGAGCUUAAUACUCGAUAGUAACCUAGGCUACAUAACUGAUAAAGGUGUAGAACAUUUGACUAAAGUACUUACAAGCAGUCAUUGCAAACUGAAAAGACUAAGGCUCCAUACACGUGCACACCGCGUAUCUGAGAAAAAUAAAAUUCUCAUUAAUGAUAUAGCAAAGGACAAAAAUUGUGAAGUAAGCUUAAUUUGGAAUAGUUCAAAAGACUAUGAUAUUCCAAACGAAGAUUUUCCUUAG